AUGACUGGCUCGACGGCGACCACACCGGAAGUGCGGCCCGACAACCGGAAGUCGGGGGUCUCCGUCGGGGAUGGUUACCUGACAGGGGCCAUUCGCUCCGCAUGUGGCCGCCCCCUCCAAAAGAUUGUAGGAGGAAUGGACGCGGAAGAGGGCAAGUGGCCCUGGCAGGUGAGCGUGCGGAUCAGAAACACGCAUGUGUGCGGAGGGUCUCUCAUCACCGCCCAGUGGGUGCUCACCGCAGCCCACUGUAUUUUCAGCCAGUUCCAGUACACGGUCAAGAUGGGAGAUCGGAGUAUUUAUCCAACGAAAAGGAGUCUGGUGGUUCCCAUUCACCGAAUCAUUAUCCAUCCUCACUUCUCCACGACCUCAAGCGUUGUAAACGACCUGGCCCUCCUCCAUCUCCUCCACCCCGUGAACUUUACCACCACCAUCUACCCGAUCUGUGUCCCUGAAGAAGCUUUUAGGGUGGAAGCUGGGACUAGGUGUUGGGUGACCGGAUGGGGCAAAACCCGCGAAGGUGGACCUCGGUCAGAAGUCCUCCAGGAGGUGGACCAGGAACUGAUUCAUUACGAGGAAUGUAACCGGAUGAUGCAGAAGGCCUUGUCAUCUCAGAAAACACUAGUCAUGAAAGGCAUGCUUUGUGGCUAUUUGGAAACUAUGAAGGAUUCUUGUCAGGGUGACUCUGGGGGCCCCAUGUCCUGUGAGUUGAAUAACACGUGGCUGCAGGUGGGAAUCGUGAGCUGGGGUAUAGGCUGUGCCAGGAAAGGCCACCCGGGAGUGUACACUGAUCUUGGCUUCUAUAGCAAAUGGGUAAAAGCGGUGGUGAACCUGGCUACCUGUCUUCAUCCAAUGCUCUUCCUCCUCUUGCUCCUGCUGCUUCUGCUUCUGUGA
Messenger RNA from Dipodomys spectabilis (banner-tailed kangaroo rat), 891 nucleotides. Its product is annotated as serine protease 42-like. Gene Ontology annotation, molecular function: serine-type endopeptidase activity. Gene Ontology annotation, biological process: proteolysis. The transcript is spliced from 5 exons. The record is from RefSeq and is a predicted model, not a curated record. NCBI's taxonomy places the organism in Eukaryota, Metazoa, Chordata, Mammalia, Rodentia, Heteromyidae. Bases 1 to 891 code for a protein of 296 amino acids.